AUACACAAAAAGUCGAUUAGUCGAUUGUUAGUUGUUGCAAAGUGCGUUGUAACAAAGAAAUUAUUAAAUUAAAAUUAUAAAUUAUCAACAGACCGCCACCCAUAUCCAUUUAGCAAGAGCACAAAGCAGGGCAGGAAGCGUUUUCAUCUGAGACCCAUGUCCGCUAACUUCGCCGCCAUCGAUUUUUCAACAUGAGUUUGCGGUGUACAUUGGGGCGAUUUAUGAUGAGAUGUACUAUCUAAGACUGACUAAACACACACCGAAGGUAUACAUUUAAAAAACUACACAGGAAGCAUUGAACGGACAUAAAGAUUCCUUUGCAAGUAAACUUUGGCUGCUGUUACCACCGAUAAACAACCAAAUAUAGUCUUCUAUUUUGUUGGAACUGUCACUGAAUGCAGCAAUGUCUCGCUCAAAAGAUAAAGUAGUUUCUUCGUUGCGAAAAAUAUUUAAAAGCAACAACGCUUCCAAAGAUGAAACACCUGAGGAAAAGAAGGCGACAGAUGCAGAUGCUGCUACGGCCAAGAAGCCUGCGGUCUUUCCUGAAUCUCCAGGAAAGCGAAUGCGUCGAAUGGACAAAAAAGUUAAACCAAUGCCAGUAAACCCCACUCCCGACUUUAGUGUGCGCGCAAGACGGCUUAUGAAAGAGUACAAGGAAAUCCAAAAAAUUCAAAGUUCCAGAAAUGAUUCCGUCUUUACGGUGGAACUUAUCAAUGACAACCUUUACGAAUGGUACGCUCGCUUGCACACCGUCGAUCCGGACUCAAAGUUGGCAAAAGAUAUGAUAGAUCUUAAUGUGCCAUUUAUAUUGUUGCACUUGGCUUUUCCCGACAACUUUCCAUUUGCCCCACCGUUUAUGCGUGUUGUUGAACCGCAUAUAGAAAAAGGAUAUGUAAUGGAUGGAGGCGCAAUUUGCAUGGAGCUUUUAACGCCGCGCGGGUGGGCGAGCGCAUAUACAGUGGAGGCAGUACUAAUGCAGUUUGCUGCAAGUCUUGUCAAGGGUCAAGGUCGCAUAAUGCGAAAAACCAAAAACACGAAGGAAUUCAGCAGACGAAGGGCUGAGGAAGCAUUUCGCUCGUUGGUUAAAACCCAUGAAAAAUAUGGAUGGGUUACACCAUCACUAUCCGACGGCUAAACGAGUCGCAGUCGCAGAAAUUAACGCCGAUAUUUCCUGUGAAUAGUCUUAUCUGUUUUAGUCCCUAUGUAAUUGGCACUCACUACAAACUAUUUUCCAAGUCUUUCUCAAACUAAUUUAAUUUAUUUGUUCAACUAUUUUUGAGUACGAUGCGUCUGUGACGGGACAUUUGCAUUACCAAUGAUUUUAUACUAUGUCCGCCGCACGCAAAAGCUGAAGUAUUACUCAAAACUAAUUUGAUAUGUAUGAAGUCAUUUAGGUUUAGAAAAAUUAAAUUUAAUUUAUAGAAAAUAAACCACAUCGGGGUUGAAUUGCAUUCCAUGCCCGUCUUAUGUCGAUAGGAAAAUAUCAAGAACAUGCAUAUACAUACAUAUGUAUUGAAUUCUAUUUUAUCUGCCAAGAUCUGAACUUCUAUGCAUGUCACCAAUAUAUACUGACCAUUGCUAUCAAAUUAUAUUAAUGUGGUUAAUUCUUCCACUGAAUGAUAUGUAUGUAUUUUUGAAAUUAAUUAUAUAUUUGUUUGAAGUUUAUUUCGAGCGUCCUCGAUGUGGAUUUUUUCAAUCAUAAUUCGAAUCUCAUUUACCAAAAACGUUACUAUGUAUAAUGAACGCCCUCCACGUCUUAGGUACUUAUCUGUAAGCGUCUAGAUAAAAUUAUAAAUUGAAAUUGCUCAUUUUCCAAUAUUUGUGUUAAUAUUGCCCGUUAGACAGUUAGCCAAAGCCCAGUACUAAAGAAAAAGUCCCUUGAAUUAGUUUAUAUUAUAUGUUGUGUGGUUCACAUAAAGAUCAAAGCGAAUAUUUUUUUUUUGUGAUCUAACUAGAAUGGCGGGGGUGUGAUCUGUCGAACACAUUUCAAAUGAAAGUCAGUAUUACGGGUUUGGCGAGGGAUGGGUUUAUUAAGAAAUAAUUUUAUUAUCAUUUUGUGGAAUCCUUUAGCGUAAUGAAUCUAUAAGCGUAACAUUUCAUCCUUCACAUUUCUAGUCACACAUAGCUUAGCAAACAUUGCUGGUCACGACACGGCAGUCUAUUUGGACAUUUUUUUUUUUGCCGACCGUAAACUAUGAAUGGAGUUUUGGCAUCAAAUGAGUGCUGCUAUCGACUAAAGAAAUAAAAUCAAAAUAUUACUUAGAUCUCUUAUGUUGUUAGUAUUUUCUAUGCCAUAAAAAGAAGUAUUGUUUAUUUUGUUUAAACAUGUUAUGCAGAUUCCAUGUGAAAUAAAAAUUUUUGUAAUAGAAUAAAAUGUGUGAUGUUUAAAAUGUA
Stomoxys calcitrans (stable fly) is the source of this 2394-nucleotide messenger RNA. Its product is annotated as ubiquitin-conjugating enzyme E2Q-like protein 1. NCBI's taxonomy places the organism in Eukaryota, Metazoa, Arthropoda, Insecta, Diptera, Muscidae. The transcript has 5 exons. The coding region runs from base 404 to 1135 and encodes 243 amino acids. The record is from RefSeq and is a predicted model, not a curated record.